Messenger RNA from Drosophila gunungcola (fruit fly), 1661 nucleotides. RefSeq lists its product as uncharacterized. The record is from RefSeq and is a predicted model, not a curated record. Gene Ontology annotation, biological process: SCF-dependent proteasomal ubiquitin-dependent protein catabolic process. Bases 65 to 1525 code for a protein of 486 amino acids. NCBI's taxonomy places the organism in Eukaryota, Metazoa, Arthropoda, Insecta, Diptera, Drosophilidae. Gene Ontology annotation, cellular component: SCF ubiquitin ligase complex. The transcript is spliced from 5 exons.
CUUCUCCCAGCGCCUUCUGCGUCGCAUUUUGUUUACUUCUUAAGCUAAAAACCAAAACAGAGACAUGUCGAAAAAGUGCACUGUGCGAUCGCUGAGCGACAGUGCCUUGGCGGAAUUGGCCAAUCUGCUUGUGUCCACCAUCAGCUAUGUGCAAUAUGCCCCGGACGUUCAUCUGGACAUCAAUAUCGUGAUGGUGGAGCUGAACGAGUAUCUGGCCCAGCUGGGAGCCACCUCGAAUAUCUAUCAGGAUCUACUCAGGGUGAUCCUCAGCUCGGAUUAUCUGGACGCCAAUAUGCGGUUCACCUGCCUGCAGAUGCUGCUCAACUGCGGAGUCACUUUUCUGAUGACCGAAGUCUUUCCCUUUAGCUACUACGAGAAGAUUCUACAGGUGAUUGCAGCUCAAGGAGCGGGAUUGCGGGUGCUGAAUAUAAAGGGAAUCUGGGUGAAAGAGGAGCACAUGCACUAUAUGUACGACAUUGUGAGGCGAUGUAAGCAGUUGGUCAAGCUAUAUGUGCCCUAUAUUGCCAACGAUCGGCUGCUGGAGGAGAUCGGGAAGUGCUGCACACGCCUGCAGAUUUUGGACAUAUCCGGCGAGACUGACAUUACGGAAAUCGGCAUCGAUUUUCUGGCCAAAGGCGUUUGCUCACAAUCGCUGACUGUUGUGGAUGUGGGAAUGCCGGGUGAGGAGAACAUCUGCUACUCGGAUAUUGCCCUGAUCCUGGAGCACUGUCCCCAAGUGGAGACCCUUGCCACAUACUCAUUUGUAGGGGCCUCUCUGAAGUUUAUUCACGACAAUAUCGAUGAGCGGUUUAAGUGUCGCUUGAAAUAUAUUCACGACACGGGCACCGAUGAAACCACUUUGCAGGUGAUAAUGCAGACUUGUCCGCGGUUGGAAACCCUCUAUUUGGAUUCGCCAAAAACUGGAAGUUUGAGAGCUCUUCACACGCGGAAUCUGAGAAAAUUGAAAAUCUACAAAUUCGUGGUGGCUGAGUUACUUCCUCUGCUAGAGCGACCAAUUGGCAGAAACCUGCGUCAUCUUACAAUGAUCAAGGGCUUGGGAAAUCUCGACUUAGGAAAGUUGGCUCGUCUCUGUCCGUCUCUGAUCGAUCUCGACUGCUAUAUGAUCGAUAGUCUAACCUACGGGCCAGGACAAGCCAAGUUCCAGCAGCUAGAGGGUCUGGAGAUCCUAAGUAGCGCCAUCAUGACCAGUUCUUUGAAGGUCUUUCUAUGCAAUUCCACGGAUCUCAAGAGGUUGGCUGUGGACACAGUAGAGUUUACAGAUGAGGAUAUAAUAAGCAUGUUUAUGCAGCACGACUUUAAAGUCCUGGAGGAUGUUUGGUUUACUUUGGCGCCAGAACUUACAGUACAGUCUGUGGAGUUACUAAUGGACAGCUGCCCGGAACUGCAGUCCGUGGGUCAAUUAACAGGCUGGUCCUUAACGCCCGAUGACUUGGCGCUGAUUCGGGGACUUUUGAAAAGCGGCAAUUCGAGCAUUGUACUGACACCAAACGGUUUUCUAGCUUGACGCCUUCAGUAGCCCUUAUGCUGCUGCCUUUUUCCGGCCAGGAGGAGCAAACAUUGUUGUGAACAAAUCAAGUGUUGUGUAUUUUAAUUGCUUGUGAUAUUAAGAAAAUAAAGUUGUUUAAAUUUAAAUUUGAAAA